AUGCUCAAACAACAGUCAAUCGCAUUGCUUCUUAUUUUUCUGGUGUUAAUAGGAUACACUAGUGCCAUUGACAUCACGAUAAAAGUUGACGAACUGGGAUUGGCCUUUAAUCCACAAAAUUUUACGGCAAACAAAGGGGAUAACAUAAAAUGGGUAAUGUCACAUGGUAAACAUAUCAUUCAGCAAUCAGAUUCCGCCACUUCUUGCAAAAAUUCUACGCAAGCAAAUGCAUUUUACUCGGGAAUAGUGGAGAAAGGCGGAGAAUAUAAUUAUAUGGUAACCCAAGACAGUGGGACAAUAUACUAUUGCUGUGCCUACUCAUCCCAUAGUUUGCUUGGUGAAUUCGGAAUAAUAAGUAUCGGUGUCGGUCCAAGUACUAACACCGACAACGGGAUUUCGGCAAAUAGUUCUGGUUCUCACAAUGAGGGCAAUUCAAUAAAGGGCGUUGCAAAAAUUGGAAUUGGUGUUAAUGUGGUGGUGGCUACUGCGGUUGCUAUUGGAUUUUUAUUAAUUUAG
Acaulospora colombiana is the source of this 516-nucleotide messenger RNA. The record is from the annotation of a GenBank genome assembly. Lineage: Eukaryota; Fungi; Glomeromycota; Glomeromycetes; Diversisporales; Acaulosporaceae.